AUGUCAAACUCCAUUUCUUACGAUCAAAAAACGGUUGCCUUGCUAGUUGUUGAUAUGCAAGAAUCGCUUCGUGACGAGGUUAUUGAUAUUGUUCCAAACGUGCAAUCAAUCAUCAAAACUUGUCACGAAAAAGAAAUUCCUGUUUUUUGGACCCAACAUGGUCACAGAAAUCUCCAAUUUGAUGGAGGUGCUGUGGGACGAUGGUGGGGAGAGGGUAGUAUAAAAUGGGGCUCUGAAAAAUGGAAAAUUUUGAGAGAAUUGCAGCCGCUCAUUUCGCGAUCUUCAACCUCGAUUGAUAUCCUUGAUUUCGUUAUUAAAAACAAGACGCGUUAUGAUGCUUUUUACAAUACUGAACUUGAUUCCUUACUCAAUUCUCUUGGUAUUGAGACACUCAUAAUCUCUGGUGCAGAGACAAAUUUAUGUUGUGAAGCAACUGCAAGAAGUGGUUUUGACCAUGAUUAUAAUAUUAUUUUCCUUAAAGAUGCAACUGCCACAGAGAACGAAGAGAUGCACAAGGCAACUUUGCGCAAUUUGAAAUAUGGAGUGGCCAAAAUCUCUACAGUUACUGAAGUUAUUGAAUGGCUUGACAAACGUUAA
Molecule: messenger RNA, 597 nt
Organism: Funneliformis geosporum
Lineage: Eukaryota; Fungi; Glomeromycota; Glomeromycetes; Glomerales; Glomeraceae
Source: the annotation of a GenBank genome assembly